AAAAGGAAGAAAAGGAAGAAAUAAAAAAUCUUGAACAGAACACUUGUGUGUCCUCCAUCUCUGUAUCUGGAGGUAGUGAAGCAAUGGCGACGAGAUAUUGGAUUGUCUCUCUCCCACUCCAAGCCUCCUCUUCCGCCUCUUCUCUUUGGACUCGCUUGCAAGAUUCCAUCUCCAAAAACUCCUUCGACACUCCUCUCUACAGGUUCAAUAUUCCCAAUCUUCGUGUUGGCACUUUAGAUUCCCUUCUAUCACUUAGCGAUGAUCUUAUUAAGUCUAAUAACUUCAUUGAAGCUGCGUCACAUAAGAUACGUCGUCAGAUCGAGGAUUUGGAAAGGGUUUCUGGUGUUAAUAGUACUUCCUUGACUGUCGAUGGAGUUCCUGUUGAUUCUUAUCUUACUAGGUUUGUGUGGGAUGAGGCUAGGUAUCCGACGAUGUCUCCUCUUAAAGAGAUUGUUGAUGGCAUCCAUGUACAAGUUGCUAAGAUAGAAGAUGAUCUUAAGGUUCGGGUUGCUGAAUAUAACAACGUUCGCAGUCAACUUAAUGCCAUAAACAGAAAGCAAACUGGAAGUUUAGCUGUUCGUGAUCUGUCUAAUAUAGUAAAGCCUCAGGAUCUUGUCACAUCAGAACAUCUGGUGACACUCCUUGCUGUUGUGCCCAAGUAUUCACAGAAAGAUUGGCUGUCAAGUUAUGAGACACUUACAACUUAUGUGGUUCCCAGAUCAUCAAAGUUGCUACACGAGGACAAUGAAUAUGCUCUUUAUACUGUUACUUUAUUCAAUCGCGAUGCUGACAAUUUUAGGACCAAGGCACGUGAAAGAGGUUUUCAAGUCCGGGAUUUUGAAUACAACUCAGAGACACAAGAGUCUCGGAAGCAGGAGCUUGAAAAAUUGCUGCGAGACCAGGAUACUCUAAGGAGCUCUCUCCUUCAGUGGUGCUAUGCUAGUUAUGGGGAGGUUUUCACUUCCUGGAUGCACUUUUGUGCUGUACGUGUGUCUGUAGAAAGUAUUCUAAGAUAUGGAUUGCCGCCGACAUUCUUGUCUGUUGUGUUGUCGCCAUCUGUAAAAAGCGAGAAGAAAGUACGUUCGAUAUUAGAGGGAUUAUCAGACAGUUCAAACAGUACAUUUUGGAAAGUUGAAGAUGAAGGAAGCAUGGGCGGUUUCGGAGGUGAUGCUGAUGCAUAUCCUUAUGUUUCCUUUACCAUUAAUCUUAUAUGAGUUAGGCAUUUGCAGUGUCACUAUGCAUCUAAAAUUCUUCAUUGGGCAUCAUCGAAUAAGAGAGAGAUUCGGAACUUGCUGUAUUAUAGGGUCAGUUACCCAAAUAUAUAACUUUAUUGAGUGUAUGUAAUUUGUAUAAGCACCUUAUUUCUCUCUCCAAUUCUGUAUCGAGGCUUUAGUUUGUUUACGUGUCCCAGUUUUAAGGCUGUACAACAUUGGCUAUUUUCUUUAGUAGUGGCGUAUAUAAGUCGGUCACAACAAGAAGUUACGAAAGUUGUGUACUUACUCUUUAGAAUCUUCAUUCAAGUACGUAUCAUGAUUCAUGAAGCACAUUUAUAUGCAACACAAGUUCUGUAUAUUUGUUGGAUACC
Daucus carota subsp. sativus is the source of this 1585-nucleotide messenger RNA. RefSeq names its product V-type proton ATPase subunit C. The transcript is spliced from 11 exons. Gene Ontology annotation, biological process: proton transmembrane transport. The record is from RefSeq and is a predicted model, not a curated record. Gene Ontology annotation, molecular function: proton-transporting ATPase activity, rotational mechanism. Lineage: Eukaryota; Viridiplantae; Streptophyta; Magnoliopsida; Apiales; Apiaceae. The coding region runs from base 84 to 1214 and encodes 376 amino acids. Gene Ontology annotation, cellular component: vacuolar proton-transporting V-type ATPase, V1 domain.